Messenger RNA from Cydia pomonella (codling moth), 2086 nucleotides. Its product is annotated as lysophosphatidylserine lipase ABHD12-like. The record is from RefSeq and is a predicted model, not a curated record. Bases 181 to 1308 code for a protein of 375 amino acids. Gene Ontology annotation, biological process: monoacylglycerol catabolic process; phosphatidylserine catabolic process. The transcript has 10 exons. Gene Ontology annotation, molecular function: phosphatidylcholine lysophospholipase A1 activity; monoacylglycerol lipase activity. Gene Ontology annotation, cellular component: endoplasmic reticulum membrane. NCBI's taxonomy places the organism in Eukaryota, Metazoa, Arthropoda, Insecta, Lepidoptera, Tortricidae.
ACUGUUUUAUUUUAGUUACUUUACGUUAUUAGAUUAACUUUAGAUUUGUAUUAGUUUUGCUGUUAAUUUUAACAUUGCAUGUCUGCGGCUUAAUUAUGCACUUAGUAUUUUAACUGCCUUUCAUUUCGGUCAAGUAUUUGGUGUUAUUUAAUUCAGUAUUAUCGAUUUUUAGUGCGUAACAUGUUAGACGGAAUUUUGAUCUGCGUGUGUCUUUACACUGCCGCGUUGUUUCUACUUGGAAGCGCGCUGACUGCGGGGCUACUGGUGGUCCAUGUGGCCGUGGUGCCACUCGUGUUCCGCUACUCCAAGACCUUCCGCCGGAGCCUCAUCUUUGCCAACUUUGUACAAUGGCCUCUGCACAUAGACCACGAAGACCCAGCGUCUAGCGGCAUAGAGGGGGCACGGAACCUCAGCAUCGAAUACCAGUCUAAAGUUGAUAGCUGUCCCAUCAAGAUCGGAAUAUGGCACAUCCUCCCAAAGAGUGUGUACGAGCGCUUGAAGCAGCACUUCUCCGAGGGUUGCGACAAGGAACAGCUCCAUAAGCUCCUGGAUGAGGAACUGGCCAACUCCAAGACACCUAUCAUCUUGUACUGCCACGGAAAUUCAAAUUCUCGAGCGGCGUCACACAGGAUUCAGCUCUACAAGUUCUUUCAGCAGAUGGACUUCCACACCAUAGCCUUCGAUUAUAGAGGCUACGGAGACUCUACCAACAUUCAUCCCAGUGAGAAUGGCGUGGUAGAAGACUCUCUCAUGGUGUAUGAGUGGUUGCGAAACACCGUCGACAAGGGGACUAGACCUAGCAUCUUCGUGUGGGGGCAUUCUCUAGGCACGGGAAUAUCGUCGCACCUCCUCGGCAACCUUCCCGAGUUAUCAACAGUCCUGCUGGAGCGGCCCGCGCUGCCGCUACCCAACGGUCUGAUACUGGAAGCUCCUUUCAAUAACUUGGCCGAUGAAGUUGCACACCAUCCCUUAUCCAAGCUAGUAACGUGGCUACCCUACUACCAGCAGACCUUCGUAUCGCAGUUCGUGUCCCGGCCCGAGCACUGUUUCCGCUCGGACGAGCAUCUCGCUCGCACACGCUCCCUUCCCGUUCUAAUCCUACAUGCGAGGGAUGACGUGAUAGUGCCACAUGUUGUUGGGGCUAAAUUGUAUGAAUCUAUCCGUCAAUCGCGCGGCGAGGGCGACGCACCAGUCACACUACAUUCGUACGACAAGAGCGAGAAUCUCGGACACAAGUGGAUCUGCAACGCUAAAGACCUGCCCGAGGUCGUAGGGAAAUUCGUGGAAACGCAUCGAUCUUCGAAGUGAACGCCUAAUAUUAAUACAAUUAAAUAAUAUUGCUUUACUGUCACAAACGUCACCGAGCGAGUAUUUAUUUAAUUAUAAAAUAUUAGCUUCUUAGUGCACUAUAACAUUUAUAGUUUGAAUUCUAUGAAGACCCUAAUCUGUUCAACAAAAGCCAUUAUUUCUUUAAUACGAGCGGUCGGCUCCCGUGUUAGGUACGUGGCAAAGCAACAAAGUCGUUUAAAAAUCAACUCUAUCGUGAUAGUAUUAAGGUUCAAAUGUAUGUAACAGCUCAUACGAGAUAACAUGUUUUGGUAAUGUAGGACGAUCGACCACCUCAAUGUAGGCGAACGUUCACAUCAUUACAUAGAUUUAAACCUUAAUACUAUCACGAUACAGUUGCUUUUUAAAUUACAUUUUUGCUUUGCCACGUGCCUAAUACGAGGGCUGACCGAUCGCAUAAAAGAAACAAUGGCGUUUGUUAACAAAUUAGGGUCUGAGGACUAAAAAUCAUUUUAGAAAAUUCAUACUAUAUUAGCCGCAGUACCAACUGGCAACUGAGGUCAUAAUGCCAUCUCUUUCACUCUUGGUUGGUCUUAAUAAGGGUAAAAAAUACAGCAUUAAUACCUCAGUCGCCAGUUGGUAUUGCGGUGACUAUAUAGUCCAAACAGUAGGUAUCAUUUCUACAACGAGAUUUAGUUUUUAGUCUGUUUUUCUAAUAAUAAUGUAUACUUCUUUCAGAUGUCAACUUUGUUUUAUUAAUGCUAGUUUAUUUUAAUUAAAAUAGGGAUGUGACCAAUUU